Molecule: messenger RNA, 2374 nt
Organism: Neopelma chrysocephalum (saffron-crested tyrant-manakin)
Lineage: Eukaryota; Metazoa; Chordata; Aves; Passeriformes; Pipridae
Gene: PDP2
Product: pyruvate dehyrogenase phosphatase catalytic subunit 2
Exons: 2
Coding region: 339-1943 (534 amino acids)
Biological process (GO): protein dephosphorylation
Molecular function (GO): cation binding; protein serine/threonine phosphatase activity
Source: RefSeq, a predicted model, not a curated record
UCAGCCCGGGGUUCGGCCCGGCCGGGGCUGGGCGGGGUGCCGGUCCCUCAGCCCGCGGUUCCGCUCACCCGCCGCGCCUGGGGGGGGCACACGGAACAUGGCGGAGGGGCCAGGCCGCGCCCGCCCCGCCGUGUCCUGACGGGAACCCGGCGGGCCCGGGGCGGGGCGCCGAGGGCGGGUUGGGCGGCGGGGCUGUCGGUCAGCGUCGUUCGCGUGUCCGUCCGUCCGCGCCCACCGGGCGGCCAGCGCGGAACUGCAGGCGGCGUGUGGCGGUGCUCGGCCGGCAGAAAGGACAUUCUGCAUUACUGGAGGCAGGUGCUCUGUUUGCGGAGUGACUUAUGAUGUCAAGAACUGUCUCAUCCUGGAUCUUAAGCUCAGCAAGAAACAGCAUUGUUUGCCAAGGGAAAGGACGUUGGUACUCCAUCUGUAUCCCAAACAGAAACAAGACAAAAUGGAAGCUUGUUGUCUCCAAAACACACCCCUUCCCUGCUGGGGGCUGCGGCUUAGACAAUCCUUUCCCCUUACAAAGAGCAUUCCGACACACUUCCACCGAAGAGGAGCAUUUUUCUUUCCAGUUGUCUCCAUCACAAAUCAACGACAUCCUCCGAGCAGGUGAAUUAUCCCAUAAAACACUGGAUCUGAACGGCAAAGCCACCAGUUCUGUGUUGAGGUUUGAGAGUAACCAGCUGGCGUCCAACAGCCCCAUCGAGGACCGGCGGAGCGCGGCCACGUGCCUGCAGACGGCGGGGAUGAUGUUCGGGGUGUUCGACGGCCACGCGGGCUCCGCCUGCGCCCAGGCCGUGAGCGAGAGGCUCCUGCACUACAUCGCCGUGUCCCUCAUGUCCCGGCAGAGCCUGGAGGAGAUCGAGCUGGCCGUGGAGUCCAUGAAGCCGGUCCGACCCAUCCUGCAGUGGCACAGGCACCCAAACGAUGUGGAGUAUCGAGAAAUCACCUCCCAGUACUUUGAAAACCUCCGGGUGUACUGGCAGCAUCUGUUGGACCUGGACACCGAGCUAGGGUUUAGUUUAGAAGAAGCCAUGGUGUGUGCAUUCAAAAGGUUAGACUCAGACAUAUCACUGGAAGUUCAGGCUCCUCAGGAAAAUGAACUGAUGAGAAAUAUUGCCCUCCAAGUAGCUUUUUCUGGUGCAACAGCCUGUGUAGCUCACGUUGAUGGUGUUCACCUACAUGUUGCAAAUACCGGUGACUGCAGAGCAGUUUUAGGGGUUCGUGAAGAAGAUGGAACAUGGUCUACUCUCCCUCUAACCCGAGACCACAAUGCCUGUGAUGAAUUUGAAAUCAGAAGAUUGAAGAGAGAACAUCCUAGAUCUGAGGAGAAAACUCUCUUUGUGAAUGACAGAUUACUGGGCAUCCUCAUGCCCUCCAGAGCCUUUGGAGAUGUGCAAUUAAAAUGGAGUAAAGAAUUGCAGCACAGUGUUCUCGAGAAUAGCUGUGAUGUUGAGGCUUUGAACAUUUAUCAGUAUGUUCCUCCAAACUACCAUACACCCCCUUAUUUAACUGCAGAGCCUGAAGUCACAUACCACAAAUUGAGGAGCAAGGAUAAGUUUCUAGUUAUUGCUUCGGACGGGCUGUGGGAGAUGUUGAGUAACGAGAAGGUUGUCAAACUUGUUGCUGGACACCUCACAGAGCUGAACGUGCAGAAACCACAACUGACUUUUAAGAAACCAGUUAAUUUGGGUUAUAUGCACAACUUGCUGCUGCAGAGGAAGAGCAGAGGCCUGGCCUCCCUGGACCAGAACAUCGCCACCCACCUGAUCAGACACGCGAUCGGCAGCAACGAGUACGGCGAGGUGGACCCCGAGAAACUGGCGGCCAUGCUCACCCUGCCCGAGGACCUGGCCAGGAUGUACAGGGAUGACAUCACAGUCACUGUGGUGUACUUCAACUCAGAAACCAUCGAGAACUACUACAGGGACCACGAGUGACCUUGCACUGCUGCUCUGCAAUACCAGUAGCAAACUUUGAUAUUGGAACCAUUCCUCUCGUUCUCUCAUAGUCGAGCUGUUACCAGUGUUAUAAUCUGCAGGUUUCUAGAUUUUUUUGUUACUUGCUAGUAAAACAACUUUGGUGAAAGUUCCCUGGGUUUCCAGGUCUGUGUACUCUGAAGGAAAAUGGUUUCAUAAAACUUCACCGAGAUGUAACUGAACUAAAGAUUCUGAUUCCAUGAGAGCCUCUGGUAAAAAUUUUCAAAAGAACAAAGGAGACAAAUUUCACUGAGCCUGCUACAAUUUAACAGAGAGCUGGAUAAUAGGUGUAGCUGCAUGGCCUGUCAGAAAGGCUCUGCUCUUGUGGCAAACAAGUAGCAUCCUACUGAAGCACUGUAACUGAAUUAAAUAAAUUAACUACCAAAACUUUC